Molecule: messenger RNA, 3706 nt
Organism: Lytechinus variegatus (green sea urchin)
Lineage: Eukaryota; Metazoa; Echinodermata; Echinoidea; Temnopleuroida; Toxopneustidae
Product: coagulation factor V-like
Exons: 3
Coding region: 1-942 (313 amino acids)
Source: RefSeq, a predicted model, not a curated record
AUGCUCAGUGCAACUGUAGGCAAUACACACAUAGAAUGUGCCUGUCAGAAGAAUUCUUUACAGUAUGGUGGUGCCUUAUCACCUUCACAGUAUGGUGGAACCCUAUCACCUUCACUGUAUGGUGGUACCCUAUCACCUUCACUGUAUGGUGGUACAUUAUCACCUUCACUGUGUGGUGGUACCCUAUCACCUUCACUGUGUGGUGGUACCCUAUCACCUUCACUGUAUGGUGGUACCCUAUCACCUUCACUGUGUGGUGGUACCCUAUCACCUUCACUGUAUGGUGGAACCCUAUCACCUUCACCAUGUGGUGGUACCCUAUCACCUUCACUGUGUGGUGGUACCCUAUCACCUUCACUGUAUGGUGGUACCCUAUCACCUUCACCAUGUGGUGGUACCCUAUCACCUUCACUGCAUGGUGGUACAUUAUCACCUUCACUGUAUGGUGGUACCCUAUCACCUUCACUGUAUGGUGGUACCCUAUCACCUUCACUGCAUGGUGGUACCCUAUCACCUUCACUGUGUGGUGGUACCCUAUCACCUUCACUGUAUGGUGGUACCCUAUCACCUUCACCAUGUGGUGGUACCCUAUCACCUUCACUGCAUGGUGGUACAUUAUCACCUUCACUGUAUGGUGGUACCCUAUCACCUUCACUGUAUGGUGGUACCCUAUCACCUUCACUGUAUGGUGGUACCCUAUCACCUUCACUGUAUGGUGGUACCCUAUCACCUUCACUGUAUGGUGGUACCCUAUCACCUUCACUGUGUGGUGGUACCCUAUCACCUUCACUGUAUGGUGGUACCCUAUCACCUUCACUGUGUGGUGGUACCCUAUCACCUUCACUGUAUGGUGGUACCCUAUCACCUACACAGUCUGGUGGUACCCUAUCACCUUCACUGUAUUGCGGUACCUUUAUCACGAAAUCCCAGGUGUCUUGGUGAAGAAUUGAUCUCUUGUCUUGGCUUACUAAGCUUGGGACAUCUUUAAGGAUGGUAAUUAUGAUUAAACUAGCAGCUGAAUCAGUGAUUAUUCCCGGACAGAGUUACUAACUGCCUUUAAUAGUAAAUGCUCCUGAAUACAGUCUUUUCUUGUUAAUUUAUGUACAUAUUAAGGUUUUCAUGAUAUUUAAUUCAUAAAGUCGAGACAAUUAAAAGAAAAUGAAGUUGGUGUAACUACAAUUGUAUUUUAGAUCCAAACGUUAGAGUAAUGGGGUUUGUUAUGCAAGGUAAACUUGGGAAAUAUGAGUACGAGCAAAAUCACAUGAAAGCUUUGUUCUCGAAAAUCACAAAUUGCACAUUUAAAUUGAAGUUAUCUUUUGAAAUCGGUUUGUUACUCUUGACCUUUACACCAAAGAAGCUAAUACAUGGUAAGAGGGUGUAAGUAAUGUCAAUAGAAUAAUUGACAUACCAGUACUAGUGGUACUAGAUUAAAUUCAAAGCAGGUUCAAACAAAAACUUUGAAAGAUUAAUUUCCCAAUUCAUUCAUUCAGUCAGUAGUGUGCUUUAUAAAGUUGUUCAUAAGACAUGCAUGAGUUUAAUAUGAAUGAUCGGUACAUAUUCUCAGUCAUUUUUAUCUGCAAAGUUGAAAUAUGAUCAUUUUACGUAAACAAGGUUUCUUGUUAAACAUUUCAAUGCAAAUUUGCAUAGUAUUAUGAAAGGAUCUGAUUUGGGUUAUAGGAAAGUUGAUCCAAAAAAUCUCAUUUCUUGAAAGAAGGACCGUUUGUUUGUAAGUAAUCCUACUGUACCUUUUUAGAAACAGCUUUAUGAAACAACAGACGGGCUUCUUGUACGCCCGCCCGGCGACGGAACGUAUUAUGGUAUCACGCUCAGUGUCCAUCUGUCUGUCUGUCCAUUAACUUUUCCUUGUAAACGUGAUAACUUCAGUUUAAUUUAAGCUAGGCUCAAAUAAUUUGGUGUGUUUGAUACUAGUGUGGAUCAAGGAAGCCUAUUGAUUUUGAAGUCGAAAGGUCAAGGUCAUAGAUGUGUUUUCAUCUUACCCUUCUGAAGUCCUUGUAAACGCGAUAACUUUAUUGUAUCUUAUCCUAGGCUCAUUUAAUUUGGUGUGUAUGAUACUCAUAUGGAUCCCAGAAAGCCUAUUGAUUUUGAGGUCAAAAUGUCAAGGUCGCACUGACAUGUUUUCAUCUUGCUCUUCUGAAGUCUUUGUAAACACAAUAACUUCAGUUUAACUUAACCUAGGCUCAUAUAAUUGAUUUUGAGGUCAGAAUGUCAAAGGUGAAGUCGCCACCUUCCACUUUUCUUGCUUGACCAAUAACACCAUUUUCCAUGUGACAGGCGGGUGCAUUAUGUGCUCGCCUGAAUAGCGACACUCGAUUGUCUAUGAUGUGAAAAUUAUGAAAUUGCAACUUGUAACUUGCACAGCAUUAUGAAACACCCACUGGGACAAAUUAAAUGGAUGUUGCUACUAAAUAAUGUUCCCUCUCAAGGUCAUAUGAUGACCUUAAUAUCAGAGCCAUAUGAAUGCACUAUUUUUGAUGGAUUUUAUAGAUUUAGCCUCACAUCUUCAGGGACUUUUCUAUUUCUUGAAAACGAGCCAUGGCAUUAGCGCUCUGUUGAUUAAAAAGGUUUCAUAGAAUUUGUAUUGUACUUACUAUUCAGGGUUCUGCAUUAAUUUCACAUACUGUGAAGGCUUAAUGUAUUUUUUAAAUAUUGUACAACCACAACAUUGGGUCAGAUGCAUAAAAAGUUCAAUUGCUGGAUAGCAAUUGCUUCAAGCACAAGAAAUUGCUAGCCAAGCAAAAGAUCAGGUCUGAGCAAUUGCUUUAUUUUAUAUGCAUAACCCUUUGCUUGUGCUUGAACACUUUUCUUGUACUCAGAAAGCAAUUGCUAGAGGUUUGAUCAAUAGCGACGUCAUGCUGGUGCAAACAUGACCCACAGAACAAAGACUGCACUCGAAUGCAGAGGUGUGCAGUACAAAAUACCGCUUCUCUCCUGUAACAUCUUUUCCUUAGACGUGGUGUAAAACUGUUCCUUUAACUUGUUUCCAAUUAAUAAAUUCAUAUAGUUUGCAUUUGGUUUUGCACUUUCUAGGAAGAAAACAUGUUCAUGUAGGCUACUGUACACCUUGGAGUUCUCUCUCAGGUACAUGAACAUGAUUUUAAAAUGCGAACGAUCAAUCAAACGCUGAAGCUGCUCUGACGGAGCUUGAAAAAACUGAAGCAUGCUUAAAAGAACAUGCUAAAUGUUCGCUUUAUGCAAACACUUUUUAGCAACAACUUAAUCAUCAAGUAAAUGCUACCAGGCAAUUAGCAAUUGCUUGAGCUUGAACCAAGCCUAGCAAAAGCAAUUGCUACUUUUUAUGCAUAUGACACCAUGUUCACUUCAUGAUACAGACAGUUAAUCCAAAAUAAAGUUAAAUGCAGUAGAAUUUAAUUCUUGUGUGAAUUUUUACAUUGUGGAUGACAAAUGCAAAAUAAAAGGAAAAUGAGAUACAAGUAUGUAUUAUUACACCCAAAGAUUGUCAUAGUUUUAUAGGUGAGGUAUUACAAGCAUGGCUUAUCUUCGCAGUGUGUUUUGUGAAUCUAAAAUACAGUAUAUUAUAUCAUACUCCAUUGUUAUUAAUAGAAAAUAUAAGAAACUUUGUAUUUGUGUAUUAUGUGUAUUUCAAAUAUAAAUGUAUUAAUAUACAAGUUAUUUAUGAUAAUAUGAUAUACAGUGUGAUAAAACAAUAGAUUUCUUUUUACAAGAA